AUGCCUAACCUUACCUCCACAUCUGAAUUUCUGCUGCUGGGAUUUUCAGAAGUUCGAGAAUUACAGAUCUUAUAUUUCUUUGUCUUCUUAGCAGUAUACUUGGUAGCAGUCACUGGCAAUCUUCUCAUCAUCAUUGCUGUAGUGCUGGAUCCUCACCUGCAUAUGCCCAUGUACUUCUUCCUCAUGAAUUUGGCCAUUCUGGAUAUUGGCUCAAUUUCUGUCAUGUUACCUAAAGCGAUGGCCAAUUUCCUCAUGAAUAGCAGGUCAAUUUCUUAUGCAGGUUGUGUGGCUCAGGUUUUCUGCUUCUUCCUAUUUGGAGGGUCAGAUUUUGCCAUCCUCACAGUAAUGGCACAUGAUCGGCAUAUUGCUAUUUGCCAUCCAUUGCAAUAUGAGGCAAUCAUGCAUGAAGGAGCCUGCAUUCGGAUGGCAGCCAGUGCAUGGAUUUCCAGUAUACUUUAUGCCACCUUGCACACUGGUGGCACUUUUGCCAUCACCUUCUGCUCCAAUGUAAUCAAUCAAUUCUUCUGUGAAGUUCCACAGUUAGUAAAGCUUUCCUGCUCAGACUUAUAUCUAAUUGAAAUUGGAAUUCUUCUGUUUAGCUGUGGCUUAUUUGGAGGAUGUUUUAUCUACAUCAUUAUAACUUAUGUGAAGAUUUUUGCAGCAGUACUCAGGAUGCCUUCUGUGAAUGGUCGCAAAAAAGCCCUCUCCACUUGCCUUCCCCACCUCACUGUGGUGUCUCUGCUUCUUUUCACUGGAAUCUUUGCCUAUGUGAGGCCUCCUGGUGACACUUCUUCUGAGAUGAAUGUAAUUUGUGCUGUGAUGUAUGCUAUAUUACCUCCAUUGCUGAAUCCAUUCAUCUAUAGCAUGAGAAACAAAGAAAUCAUGACAUCAUUGUCAAAGCUCACUGAUUUUCAACAUUUUAUGCAAACCAGCUCCAGGAAAAUUCUUCUAGUAAAACUGGGCUGA
Molecule: messenger RNA, 966 nt
Organism: Gekko japonicus
Lineage: Eukaryota; Metazoa; Chordata; Lepidosauria; Squamata; Gekkonidae
Product: olfactory receptor 14I1-like
Exons: 1
Coding region: 1-966 (321 amino acids)
Biological process (GO): G protein-coupled receptor signaling pathway
Cellular component (GO): membrane
Molecular function (GO): G protein-coupled receptor activity; odorant binding; olfactory receptor activity
Source: RefSeq, a predicted model, not a curated record